AUGCCUCCAAGGGGCCAUACUCGCUCGGUGAGCAGACGAAGCACCCCUCUGUCUCCUCCCAAACCCUCACCACAAUCGGGACUGGGUGACGCGCGACGCCAAAACAAAACCCCCAUUCGCUCCAUCAGCCGCGAGGUACUCACCGACGCCCAAAAUGAUCUUCUAAAUAUCGAUCAGGUGCUCGAGACUGUAAAUGAAGAGGAAUCCAUCCAGCACUCUGACUUUUUUGAUCAUCCGUCUUCAGUGUCCGCCAGUUCUGAGUCGGUCUCCAGUCUUCAAAAUGAUCUUAAAGAACUUGAACAUGACGAAAUUGUUGAAUAUCUCCCCAAUUUGCACAGUGAAUCGUUGGCCGUGCUGUCAUCCUUCGACAUCUCCGAGGAAGACCGCCUGAAUAGCACCAUCCUGGAAAUGUCUCGGACCGGCUCGUUACCGCGCAAGCUGCACAUUCGCGCAGAGAAGCUUAAAAACAGUCGGAAGCCUUUUGCAGAAGGCGACUUCAUCAAUCCCGUACUGAUUGUACGCAAACUCGCCGGCAUCGUCGAUCUACAUCACAUUAAUUACGGGAGAUGGCGGCCCGACGCAAUCCUGUAUCUAGCAAACCUUGCUCAACAAAUGGUUAAGGUAUUAAGUGGUUCUUCGGCGGAUCGACUGUCACUCCUGACCUAUUUGUACAACAACUUUCCUAGGGCUUUUGUCGGCGACAGGAAAUUCUCCUUUGCUACCGGGCUUAUCGAAGACACACGCAAUCUGGCUAUAGAGGUGAUGACCCAAUUCUUCAUUUACACUCUUGACCUCGAUGGUAUGGGGCAGUUGGAGAGCCCUGGGAAAUUAGCAGACCAGAUAUUCGACAACGACGACGCCGUCUCACAUGACUUUCGGGACGAAGACUCAUUGGAAGCAGUGGUGUCGCGACUAGAAUUACUAAAGGGGAAUUGCACCAUUCAUACCAAUCUUUCGGAGCUUCUUGAUGAGCUGAAGCAAUUAUACCCAUGGUCUGCCUUUAUCUUACAGACUGCGAAGUGGAGUAAUGCCCGUGUGGCAGAAUUAAAGGAGAUUAUCGCCAAGCAGGGUGGUAUCGAGAAUAUCGUUCGUCUUCUAGACUCAAGAAACUAUGAGGCUGAUGUGAAGGGGAAGCUUCUCGCUGAUACCAGGAAUGACCUUACAGACACACCAAGCGAAGCGCGCCCGAAUAACAACCACCAGUCGUCUCUGAAUGAUCCGCUUAUUCAAGGCCGUAGCAAAAGGGUAUCAGUACCACUUAAUCCACGCAUGAUUUCAGCCGAAAUUCGACAGUUUCGGGAAGAACAGGCCAAGCAUACAUUGGAAUUAUCGGGUCUACGGUUGCAUCCCUCCAAUAAAGCGCCUAUACAUGAGCCACGAGAAAUUCAACAAACUCCAACACCAGUCGAUGAUGACGACUAUCGAGCACUGCAAGACAGUAACGAUGGUCAAAUUGAAUCCAAUCAUCUAAACUUGCCAUCUCCUGUUCGUGAAAGUUUCAACGAUGGCGAUGGCGGUGAUGAUGACGAUGAACUACCCCCGUCCACUCAGCAAACCCUCGAGGUCAUGAAAACGCUCGAAAGACAGGCGAUUGAACGUGAAAAAGAAAACAGGCCUGCCGUAACGAAAAGGUCGUUCCUUGAUCGACAACCAGACGCAAGGAAGAUAAAGUGGCAGGGUCCAGCUGUUGGUGAUCGAGAACCCAGGUCAAGACAACCUUCUAAGCCUUUCCUACCGGAGAUUGAUGACGAGGAAGAGGAAGAGGAAAAUUUCGAACAGGACCAAAGGCCAACAAAGAUCUCUCGUACUGCAACAGGGAAGCAACUCGCACCACGGAUUCAUGAUGUCGACUCCAUCCUCGACGCAGGCUUCGGCGACGACGGAGACAACAUAACCCCUUCCUCGCAACCAGUCUGUGGAUCCCGUCAAACACCAGCAGCAACGAACUUGAGCAAUCGGCCCCCACGAUCGACUGCGCCGACGCUCUCUCAGGUCCAACCACCCCCACGCGCACGAAUGGCAGAGUUUCAAGCAGAAGCCAGAGCUAUGACCGCGGAGUCGAAAGACUACUACGGCCCUCGUACUGUUCAAGUACGGAUCCCCUGGAAUGACCUGGAAUCCGACAGACUGAUAGAGAUGGUGGCGCGUCAGGGCACAAAAUGGGCACGCAUUCUGCACGAAGACGCAAUUCAUGAAGACGGACCCUUGCUGCAGAAUCGAUCUCAGGUAGCACUGAAGGACAAAGCGCGCAACAUCAAAAUCCUCUACCUGAAGACUAGGAGACGACUCCCCCCCGGCUUUGAGUCAGUUAGUAUCGGCCAGCGCCAGAUAAAUGAGCUGAAGGAUCUUGGGAUCGACUACAUCGAGGGCAGGUUUGAGGGGCAGAACCUC
Molecule: messenger RNA, 2391 nt
Organism: Exophiala aquamarina CBS 119918
Lineage: Eukaryota; Fungi; Ascomycota; Eurotiomycetes; Chaetothyriales; Herpotrichiellaceae
Exons: 1
Biological process (GO): telomere maintenance via telomere lengthening
Molecular function (GO): double-stranded telomeric DNA binding
Source: RefSeq, a predicted model, not a curated record